UUUUUCAAACUAGGGCUUUUAUAAGCUUAAACUCUCGGGAAAACCUCAUUUUAAAAUUUUACCCGAAAUCGCCAAUUAUUAGUUAUCUUCUGGGACAUUUUUGAUUUUAUAUGACUAUACUGCAAUGAGGGGAAUCACUAUGAUGAAUUCAUUCUUACAAGCCUCUUCGGCUGCCGUGUUUUCGAAGACUAUAACGAGGAACUCUUUACUAGGGUUUUCCAAUUCUUCUUCAUCUUGGAUAACAAGGGUAAACUAUGCUUGUGUUAAAACUACUAGUUUAGAUAAUAUGUUUAUGAGAUUUGGUGUUCAAUAUUACUCUUCAGCUGUGCGAAAAUCAUCUUCCCGAAAAUCUAAGAAGUUAGGUCCUGAAGCAGUAGUAGUGGAGAAAGAAGCUUUUUAUGUUGUUCGAAAGGGAGAUGUUGUUGGUGUUUACAAGAGUUUAAUUGAUUGCCAAGCUCAAGUUGGUUCGGUGUGUGAUCCAUCUGUUAGCGUGUUUAAAGGGUAUUCUUUACCUAGGGAGACUGAGGAAUAUCUUUGUUCUCGCGGUCUACGAAAUGCAGUCUAUACGCUCAGUGCUGUGGAUGUGAAGGAGGAUCUGUUUGAGAAGCUGGUGCCUUGUCCAUUUGAGCAACCACCUUCUCAAGGUGAUGUAUCAGACAAGUCUUUGCCACCAAGCAGUAUUGAUGAUAGAAAUGGCUCAACCAUUCAGAUAGCGGGUCCGAGCACGAUAAGCAAACAACCUACUGCAGAAGAGGAACAAGGUUCUUGUUUUGUGGAUUUCGACGGUGCUGCAAAAGGAAAUCCUGGACCAGCUGGUGCUGGAGCAAUACUUCGAUCUGAGGAUGGGCGUGUGCUCUAUCGAUUGCGGGAAGGUGUGGGUAUCGCAACCAACAAUGUGGCUGAAUAUCGGGCGAUGCUUUUAGGGGUGAAGUACGCCCUUAAGAAAGGUUUCAAGCGAAUUUCCGUGCGAGGGGACUCCAAACUCAUAUGUAUGCAGGUACAGGGUCUUUGGAAAACCAAGAGUGAGAACAUGAAAAUCUUGUGCAAGGAGGCUAAGGAACUCAAAGAGCAGUUUGAUUCGUUCAAGAUCCUCCAUGUUCUAAGGGAUCUCAACUCUGCAGCUGAUGCUGAAGCCAACUUGGCUGUUCUCCUAGCAGAGGGUCAAAUUGAGGAGGAUUGCCAGUAAUCAAACUUGGAUCCUGUGAUGCUGCUCUUUUUAAAGGAUCGCUGACAUUGUGCCACCUACUUGUUGUUUGGCUCAGUUUUUGGCAGCCUUACAACAGAUUAGUCCAAUAAUUCACGAGCAGGACGAUACAAAAUUUUGAUGGAGAUCAGGACACUGUUACCCCCCGGCUAAGGAAACUUAAUUCAACUUACGUACAUUUUGGUAGCUGAUUCCAGGAUUUUGAAGGUUUAUGUAUUGUAUAUGAAAAAAGAAAAGAAAUUGUUUCUCAUAGAUAUCAUAUGAUAGUGACCGGUAAAUUGUUACAGUUUCCCAUUUAAAGGUACAGUUUAUGUAAGGUGAUAUUUUCCUCGAUACUCUUCAGUAAGUUCAAUAAGAUGUGAAAGAGUAAUGCAGGCAAUAUUACAUUCUGCUCUUCAGUA
Papaver somniferum (opium poppy) is the source of this 1605-nucleotide messenger RNA. RefSeq lists its product as uncharacterized. The transcript has 9 exons. Gene Ontology annotation, molecular function: nucleic acid binding; RNA-DNA hybrid ribonuclease activity. The record is from RefSeq and is a predicted model, not a curated record. Lineage: Eukaryota; Viridiplantae; Streptophyta; Magnoliopsida; Ranunculales; Papaveraceae. Bases 125 to 1186 code for a protein of 353 amino acids.